AUGUAUAACAAAAUGUCCAGCUAUGAAACUGCAUCGUCGGAUGGCGAUCUUUGUCACCGUGUUUGCGACCAAGACUCGUACUACGAGUCGAAUGGAAGCUACUAUACACAACUCUAUCCAGCAGAUUCACAAAAUUCCGGGGUACAGGUGACCAGCGGCGGUGGUGGAGGUGUGAUCAUUAUGGACGAGGAAGGCUACUGGGGUUCACCGUGCAGUUCGAGCGAAUCACACCCAGACAUCCACAGGGACCGAUACUCGCCGCCGGCCGUAGGUGCGACAACGGUUGCUAGUGUCAGCGGGAACACCUCCUCGGUUGUGGUAAGCGCUAUUCGCAACAUCUCGCAACCCCACCAACACCAACCGCCCGAUCAAUCGUCCCUGUCGACAACGUCGCUGUCGUCGGCUUCCUCCACGUCGUCCUCGAUGUCGGCGUCUUCGUCACCGUAUGGAGGUGCCGGGCAUCCGCAUCCUGCCGCGGGCUACCAUCAGCAGCACCAUCACCACCAGCAAAUGGCCUCGUCCAUGUACUGCUCGUCCACGGUUGCUUACGAAAAGAGUACCGCCGGAAUCUACGUCCCGGAUGAGGGAUAUUUUGGCGGAACCGGAACUUCCAUUGACCCCGUUUCUGGCGCGACGGGGAACGAACACCAGUCGCUCAUGCACAUGGCGCCCUCCUCUUCUGGUGUAAUGCCCGGCAACGGUGUGCCGGUAGUGCGGGUGGUCAAGCGUCGCAACACGGCCAACAAGAAAGAGCGCCGUAGGACACAAAGCAUCAACUCGGCAUACACCUCACUGCGGGAUCGUAUUCCAAACGUUCCCAACGAUACAAAACUCUCCAAGAUCAAAACGCUUCGAUUGGCCAUUUCCUACAUCGCCCAUCUGCUGGCGGUCGUGAACGGAAACCAGGAUCCUUCGUGCGAUUUCCGCGCAGAGCUGGUGCCCUCGUCGCGCAAGAUUAAUGCCGAACGUCGUGCCCAGAAGACGCUAAUGCAAAACUUCACCGCCAGUGGGACUGCCAACGCCACCAGUACCACCAGUCCACCAGUGACGGAAGGACGAAAAAUCAAAGGCCGUACCGGGUGGCCGCAGCAUGUUUGGGCGCUGGAGACGAAAACCACUAUCAAAUAA
Anopheles marshallii is the source of this 1128-nucleotide messenger RNA. It is a transcript of the gene Hand, whose product is annotated as heart- and neural crest derivatives-expressed protein 1. The coding region runs from base 1 to 1128 and encodes 375 amino acids. Lineage: Eukaryota; Metazoa; Arthropoda; Insecta; Diptera; Culicidae. Gene Ontology annotation, molecular function: protein dimerization activity; DNA-binding transcription factor activity, RNA polymerase II-specific; RNA polymerase II transcription regulatory region sequence-specific DNA binding. The record is from RefSeq and is a predicted model, not a curated record. Gene Ontology annotation, biological process: regulation of transcription by RNA polymerase II; developmental process. The transcript has 5 exons.